Messenger RNA from Aethina tumida (small hive beetle), 1691 nucleotides. RefSeq names its product annexin B9. Lineage: Eukaryota; Metazoa; Arthropoda; Insecta; Coleoptera; Nitidulidae. The record is from RefSeq and is a predicted model, not a curated record. Gene Ontology annotation, cellular component: cytoplasm. The coding region runs from base 178 to 1149 and encodes 323 amino acids. The transcript is spliced from 7 exons. Gene Ontology annotation, molecular function: calcium-dependent phospholipid binding; calcium ion binding.
UGACUGAUUCCCUGCCUCGUUUAGCAGCAGCGCGAUCUAAAGUUCCGCGGCGCAUAGUCGGCAGAAACCGGUGAAAAGGCGACCGACUGACUAGAAUUUCUCUGCAAUCGAGUGAAACUCUCUGUGGGUGUGACCGUUUUUAUUCGUUCUCCAAAUUCACUUGGAUUUUAAGCAACCAUGAGCAACCAACAGUAUUACCCUUUCAAGUGCACCCCCACCGUCUACCCAGCGGAUCCCUUCGACCCCGUGGCCGAUGCCGCCACCCUGAAGAAGGCGAUGAAGGGCUUCGGUGCCGACGAGAAAGCCAUCAUUGACGUGCUGGCCCGCAGAGGCAUCGUCCAACGUCUCGAAAUCGCCGAAACCUUCAAGACCUCCUACGGCAAGGACCUCGUCUCCGAACUGAAGAGCGAACUCGGCGGCAAAUUCGAGGAUGUCAUCGUCGCCUUGAUGACCCCAUUGCCCCAAUUCUAUGCCAAAGAGUUGCACGACGCCGUCGCCGGAUUGGGAACCGACGAGGAGGCCAUCAUCGAGAUCUUGUGCACCCUCUCCAACUACGGUAUCCGCACCAUCGCCCAAUUCUACGAACAACUGUAUGGAAAAUCUUUGGAAAAAGACUUGAAAGGUGAUACCUCAGGACACUUCAAGAGAUUGUUGGUCAGUUUGGUUCAGGCCAACCGCGACGAAAACCAGGGUGUGAACGACAGCCAGGCCACAGCCGACGCUGAAGCCCUCAUCGAAGCUGGCGAAGGUAAAUGGGGAACCGAAGAAUCCAUCUUUAAUUCCAUCCUCAUCACCAGAAGUUACCAACAAUUGAGGGCUACUUUCAGCGAAUAUGAAAGAUUGUCUGGCAAGGACAUCGAAACUUCUAUCAAAAAAGAAUUCUCAGGAAGUGUGGAGAAGGGAUUGUUGGGAAUUGUCAAGUGCGUGAAGAGCAAAGUAGGCUACUUCGCCGAACGUCUCCACGACAGUAUGGCCGGAUUGGGAACAAACGACAAGACUUUGAUCCGUAUCAUUGUAUCCAGAUCUGAAAUCGAUCUUGCUGACAUCAAGCAAGCAUUCUUGGAUAAAUACGGAAAGACUUUGGAGAGCUGGAUCUCUGGCGAUACUUCCGGGGACUACAAGAAAGUUUUACUGGCCAUUAUCGACUAAUCCUUUCCACCACUCCCGUUACAAAUCGCACCAUAACUGUACUCAAAAAACAACUGUUCGCCUUUCACUAAAGUUUUAAUAAAAGCUUAAGUCAUACUGCCAUUAAUUAGAACAAUUUUAUAUUUGUAUACAUCCGAAUGGUUCUUUUGACAACAGAGACACUCAAUAUUUUUAUAUAUUUGCAGGAAGACGUUGGAAGUGACAUUAAAUACCUCUUGAAAACAUUAGUUGCUAUUGGUUAAAUUUGCCCACUUAGCUUUAAUGUUCGUCGUUCUGUCAAUUGGGACAACCUAUUUAUUAUUACCGUAAAUUUAGCUUAGUGGCCUUAACUGUUGAAAAGUUUAUAUUGUAUUGCAGAGUUUAUAUUUAAAAUCGUUGGAUAAUAUUUUUAAAAUAACUACCUAAUAGUUAUCAUAAGGAUGGUGCAGGUCGUACGUUUCCUUAUUGUUUUUAUGGUUUUCCUCUUUUAUAAUAUAUCUUUCAUAUUUUUUAUGUGUUUAUAAAUGUGCUUUAUUGGUGCUUACAAUAAAAGAUAUAAUAUA